Molecule: messenger RNA, 3171 nt
Organism: Triplophysa rosa
Lineage: Eukaryota; Metazoa; Chordata; Actinopteri; Cypriniformes; Nemacheilidae
Product: cytochrome P450 2J4
Exons: 10
Coding region: 135-1637 (500 amino acids)
Biological process (GO): xenobiotic metabolic process
Cellular component (GO): cytoplasm; intracellular membrane-bounded organelle
Molecular function (GO): oxidoreductase activity, acting on paired donors, with incorporation or reduction of molecular oxygen, reduced flavin or flavoprotein as one donor, and incorporation of one atom of oxygen; iron ion binding; heme binding
Source: RefSeq, a predicted model, not a curated record
GGACUGAAUAGGCGGGGUCCGGGAUGUUGUUACAUCACGACAAUAACAACGACGUUCAGCGCAAACUCUUGUAGUUUUUAAUCUGGCACGCUUUACAUUAUUUGAUCGACGUUAUAUACGUACAAAGCACCGGGAUGACAUCAGUGUUGCAGACGUUAUCGCAGCUGAUGGGCGAGUGGAUGGACGUACGAGGAAUCCUGAUAUUUCUGUGUGUUCUGCUGUUCGUGAGACAUCUGCGUGAUGUUUACUUGAAGAACUUGCCGCCCGGUCCCUUCCCUCUGCCGUUUGUUGGAAACCUGCUGAAUGUAGGCUUUAAAGAUCCACUGGGCUCCUUUCAGAGGAUUGCUGAGCAGUAUGGAGACGUAUGCACGGUUUUCUUCGGAAGCAAACCUUUUAUUAUGCUGACCGGAUACAAGAACUUCAAGGAGGCGUUUGUGGAACGGGCGGACAUCUUCACGGACCGGCCGUCAUUCCCUGUAAGCGAAAGGCUCAGUGAGGGAAAAGGUUUGAUCAUGACUAGCGGGCACAUGUGGCGUCAGCAGAGGCGGUUUGCUCUGUCCACACUGAAGUACUUUGGCGUGGGGAAGAAAACUCUAGAAAACGCCAUCCUUCAAGAGUGCCGCUUUCUCUGUGAUACCAUACGGACUGAACGAGGUUUGCCCUACAACCCUCACCGUGAUUUGGUCAGCGCAGUGUCCAACAUCAUCUGUGGCUUAGUGUUCGGUCACAGGUUUGAGUACGAUGACCAUAACUUCCACUUGAUGCAGAAGUAUAUAGACGACAUUCUCCAGCUUCCAAUCUCUACCUGGGGUCGGUUAUAUGAUCAGUUUCCCACCCUGAUGUCUUUGCUGCCCGGAAAGCAUCAGACUGCAUUUGCCAGCAUGUCUAAACUUAAGCCCUUUAUUCAGGAGGAAAUCCGGAAACACAAAGAGGACAGAGAUCCAUUCGACCCCAGAGAUUACAUUGACUGUUAUCUGGAUGAAAUUGAAAAGUGUAAUGACAGCGAGGCCGAAUUCACGGAGGAGAACCUGAUCUACUGUGCGGUGGAUUUAUUCGGAGCGGGGACGGAAACAACCUCCAACACACUCAACUGGGGUUUACUUUUCAUGGUUAAAUAUCCAGAAGUGCAAGAGAAAGUCCAGUCUGAGAUCGAUCAGGUGAUCGGACAGAUGCGGCAGCCAUUGAUGGAUGACAGGACACACCUUCCGUACACGUACGCUGUUAUCCAUGAAAUCCAGAGGGUUGCAAACAUCAUUACCUUCACUCCUCCAAGAAUGGCCAACAAGGACAUUAGAGUGGCCGGACAUCUCAUUCCUAAGGGUGUGAUAGUGUUUCCCUUGCUAAAGCCAAUCCUAGAGGACAAGAAUGAGUACAGCACGCCACACGAGUUCAACCCCGCACACUUCCUGGAUGAAAAUGGCAAAUUUUUGAAGAAGGAAAACUUCGUACCAUUUUCAAUAGGUAAGAGGAUGUGUCCAGGUGAGCAGCUGGCUCGUAUGGAGCUCUUCCUCUUCUUCACCUCUCUGAUGCAGAAUUUUACCUUCCUGCCUGUUGAGGGUCAAACGCUGAAUGUGAAAAGAACGAUUAGUGUCUCGGCCGCGCCUGAACCCUUCCACAUACGAGCUAUUCCUAGAUGAUGUCCAGUUUUUUAUUAUUCAAGACUGCAGAAUCACAAUGAGUCUUGAUGAACCAGUAGAUGGCGCCAUACGUUUUUUUCACAGACUCAUUAUGAGUCCCAAUUCACCUACUUAUACUAUGCACUAAAAGGACGUACUCUUUUUGUUAAAGGAAAUCUACAUACUUUUUGAGUAUGUAGCAAGAGAGCAUGCAAGUACUGGGAGAAACUAACUCGUAACAGAGGUGAACCUUGUUGGCGUAUCAAAGUACAACUCAUCCUUACAUUUCAGGUUUUCAUCAUUUUUUAUGUCAUUUAUUAGACAUAUUUAAUUUGUAGCAUCACUAAACUCCUCCCUCACGCAAAGGGUUGUGGGUAACAUUAGCCAGUAUUUUUUUUACCCGAAAUAGUAGCUCAUCCAGGUAUUGUUUUGUGUAUUCUUGAAAUUCUCAAAAUGAUAAACGGGUGUAAAACUGCCGCCUAAAUGGUUGAAGUGUCAACCGUAUAUAUUGGUACUGAAAUGUUGACAGUAGUAUCAUAUGUGAAGUAUUAACACAAUAUCAAUAAUGAAACGUUUUAUUAUCAUGACUAUUGUCAAUACUGGUAUAUUGUGACACCCCUAAAUAAGCGUCAGCUUGUUUUUUUACUGGUAUACUGAAUACAAAACAAUUCGUCUGCAUGCGUCUUUUAGUUUUCCUCAUAUCGUUGGGAGACAACACAAAUAUUCAUAUAAUAACUGCUCAUUGUUACCGGUUGGAUAUCUCGGAAUAGUUCAUAUGGAAAUGCUGAGCUGUAUUCAUUCAAAACUGAAGUAUAUUAAAGUUGCAUGGCACAUAAUCUAUGGAGUUUUCAAACUUAUCUCAAGAAAUAAAAAAACUUGCGUACAUUUUGGCUGUGAUAUUAUCAAUAGACAGUGUAUUGCCCUACAUUACAUUAACAUGUUUAUACCGCCAUUGCUGAUCCUCCUUAAUGCAACGCUCUCAAAGCAAGCAAGAUGUGGGUACAAAGGUUUUCCACAAUCCCUUUUGUUAGAAUGCAGUAAAAUACUUAAGUAUCUUGAUGAUCUCUGAACUUUAAUGAUGCAACAUCUUUAUGCGGUUGUAGCCGACUUCAGCAGUUUGAUGCCACUGCUUAAAUAACCUCGAUGAGUAAAAGGAAUUCCUCUGAGGAGUGCUGUCAUUAAAGUAGAAAUACUGUAUUUUAAAGGCUAGUGAAUUCAGAGGACAAAUCAGGACGUCUGAUCUCGGUGCCGAGUGAGUACACUGGAUUUGUUGUGUUUAAUCUUUAAUAGAGGUCCUCAAGUAUUGUGAGCAAUAAAUUAACAAUUAUACCUAGCUGAAUAGAAAAAUUAAAUGUAAUAAACUUAGCAAAUAGAUCUGAGCCAUGGAGAUUUUUUGCUGGUUUAUAAUGACAUCUUAUUUAAAUAUAAGUGACACCAAAAUAUGUGUCGUGUGAAGCUAUUUUUGAUUAUAAAGCAAUAAAAAUCACCGUCAAAGCUAUGAAAUCAGUUGGUGUAUCUGAGAUAACGUAAUUGCUUUAUCUGUAACAUACUAUCA